GUGCGUGGAACCAAAUAAAUAGAAUUCUGAAAGUGAGAAAAUAUCGGGAUUUUCGAGAUUUUAUUCCCGCUGAAAUUGUAGGCCACCUUCGUCAAGCCGGAUUCUACGAAGCCGCCUUAGCUGGGUCUCUGAAACUUGACAAAGUUUUAAUAUCAGCUAUGGUGGAGCGAUGGAGGCCUGAGACACACACGUUCCAUAUGCCGUUCGGAGAGUGUACUAUCACUCUGCAAGAUGUUGCUGUUCAUCUUGGCUUAUCCAUUGAUGGGAAUCCUGUCACCGGAGUUACUUGGUGUGAUUGGUCUGAGCUUGUAGAGGACUUGCUCGGAGUGGUGCCACCCGCCAGUGCUAUCAAAGGAGGUGGCUUGAAGUUGGUUUGGCUAGGUGAGCAAUUUAAUUUUCAUAAUCUAGGCGGUGCCGACCCGAUACAACUUAUGUAUGCUGCAAGAGCAUACAUCAUGCGACUAAUUGGUACUUUCUUACUAUGUGACCACACCGGUUCACAUGUCCCUCUUAGAUAUCUCAUUCUCUUACGAGACUUUGAGGAGACCGCAAAGUAUAGUUGGGGUUCAGCCGUACUAGCACUUCUCUAUCAUGAGUUGUGCUAUGCAACCGGUGCUUCACGUACAGAGAUUGGCGGCUGUGCUUAUUUGAUACAAGUGUGGGCAUGGCUAAGGAUUCCAGGAAUCGGCCCGGAUCCACCGAGGCUGCACCGUGGCCUCCCACUCGCGGCAAGAUGGAGGGACCCGGACCCGGAAAAACCAAUAAAGUGGGCAAAGAAGCAAAUCGAGUGGUGGCGCACCAAAUUAGACGAUUUGAGUUCUAAUGACGUGAGUAGCUUGUGUGGAUGUCGUACUUUGCUUAUCUUUAUUUUCAUUUAAAUUCUUAUCCUUCUUGUGUAUGUAGUUUGUGUGGAAGCCGUACUCUGAUCGUGUUCUCAAUGGGCUUCCGGAACGUUGUCGAGAAAACAUGCAUUUAUGGAGAACUGUGGUGCCAAUGGUACUCUAUCACGUUUCAGAGUUGCAUCAACCGGAUCGAGUUAUGCAACAAUUCGGGAUGUUUCAACCUGAACCGGAUGCACCGUCUCAACUUAAUGAAAUGCAUGAUAUUUCUCUGAAAGGGAAGGAAAAGCAGGAUUGGGUACAUAACAUGCGUGGUUUUAUACAGCUGUGGUCGGAGAGGCACCAGAGGUUGGCUAACCAACCCAAGACUAAUACUCUUGUUGGGCCAAAUGAUGAGUACAUGAUUUGGUACGACAAGUAUUAUGUUCGUUGG
Molecule: messenger RNA, 1272 nt
Organism: Lotus japonicus
Lineage: Eukaryota; Viridiplantae; Streptophyta; Magnoliopsida; Fabales; Fabaceae
Product: serine/threonine-protein phosphatase 7 long form homolog
Exons: 2
Coding region: 159-878 (239 amino acids)
Biological process (GO): meristem development; meristem maintenance
Source: RefSeq, a predicted model, not a curated record